UAGGAGUGUAAUGCCGCAUUAGUUGGGAAAAGCCCUAUCUAUAGUCUAUGCCUGUGUAUGUUGAAGAAUCAUACUUAGCAACCUUUCCUGAACAAUCAGGUUUCGUGCAAAAUUUGUGGCCCGGCUGAGAUAAACGACCUCCACGGCGGAAGAAAGACGCAGACAGCACAUUCGAACUCCUAACUGUCAAAUUUUAAACAUCCAAAUAACGUAGUAGAUACUAUUAUGUGCGGCUAGCCAUGACGUCCGAACAAACAUAUUUCAGGGUGGGCUUGGUUCAAAUGUACCCCAAGCCCCUCGACCCAGCAUAUAAUUUCAGCGUGGCAGUCGCUCAUAUCCAAGAUGCAGCAUCUCAAGGCGCCUCUCUUGUUGUCUUGCCAGAGUACCACCUAACCAGCUGGGUGCCCGAUGAUCCCAAGUUUGCCCCCCUUGCUUCAAAAGCGUGGGAUUACAUCCUUAAAUACCAGGUGGUUGCAAAAGAGUUGAGCAUCAACAUUGUCCCUGGAACAAUCGUCACGACAGACCCAAACUCAACCUCUCACCCAAAAGAGGCACAGGAAAUACCGAAACCUUAUGUAGAUGACUUCGCUGCCCCGGAAGGAGGGAGCGCGAGCGGCCCGUUACUAUUCAACGUUGCGCCUUUCAUAUCUCACACCGGCGAAUUGCUGGGGUUAUAUACGAAGACAAACCUAUGGCUGCCAGAGCGCGAAUAUCUGACCGCCCAUCCCCCCGUCUCCCCCCCUGCCGGACCUCACACUACAACUGGCACGAGGCCAGCAGCUCGUGAGCCGCACAACAGCAGCAGCAGCCGCCACAGUGUCAUCCAAACACCCUUGGGCCCAGUGGGGAUUUUGACAUGUUGGGAUCUAGCAUUCCCGGAAGCAUUCCGUGCUCUGAUCCGGCAGGGAGCACGGAUGAUCAUCAUUCCCAGCUUCUGGUUGAGCACGGACAUGCCCCUCGAAGCACGGAAAUAUAGCGAAGAUACUGAAUCUACGUUCCUCAAAGCAGCUUUAGUUUCGCGGGCGUUUGAAAAUACCUGCGCCAUCAUAUUUUGCAAUGCCGGGGGUCCGGCUGAAGAGGGCUAUAUAGGUUUGAGCCAAGUGGCGCUGCCAUUACUUGGUGUUGUUCCGGGUAGCUUUGCAGGUCCUGAGGCUGGGAUGCGGAUUGUGGAGGUUGAUAUGAAUGCUGUGGAAAUUGCUGAGAAGGCGUAUGGGGUGAGAGCAGAUCUUGCUAAUCCUGGCUGGCAUUAUGAGGAUAGGUAGAAGAUGGUUUUGAAUAAAUGAGCUAUCCCAUACAGCCUGUGCUUAUAAUAAGAUACGGCUGGAUUGAACAAUGUAUCCGAAGAAUGCACUCCUUUCCCUACUUGGCGUUGCAAUAUCUAUCAUACCUGUAUCAGAACAACAUUCGCGAAGCCUAUGCUGGAAAGCUAAGUCUGCCGAAAAGCUAUCUAUCUCAGAUUGUUAUCUAUCUGUUUUGAUGAAGCCAUGAGAUCUAAUAUGGUUGGUCGCGUUUGUGAUCGGCCCGACUAUGCAAGACCAUGACCCUGAGAGAUAUCUUUGUCAAGAAAAAUAGGAGUGGACCGUAGCUUAGCUAGAUCCGCCUACUUUUAGAUAUCAAAAUGCUGAAAAUGGAGCUCCCCGCUCUGUAUGUAUUAUAUACUGUAAGUUUCGUGUGCAGCUCACAAUGGCAAUAUUCCACGGCUGAGGGCGUCGGGUGUGAGGUGCAUGUCCACCCCAAAUCUAGGUUGAGUAGGCGACAUUUCCGUUGAAGCCCUGAGAGAGCAAAUAGCACGCUGUUUGGGUCUGGAGCUGCUAUUCUGCCGCAAACGCGGAGAUAAAGG
This is a messenger RNA of Blastomyces gilchristii SLH14081, 1840 nucleotides long. Its product is annotated as hydrolase. Gene Ontology annotation, molecular function: hydrolase activity, acting on carbon-nitrogen (but not peptide) bonds, in linear amides. The coding region runs from base 240 to 1262 and encodes 340 amino acids. The transcript has 2 exons. NCBI's taxonomy places the organism in Eukaryota, Fungi, Ascomycota, Eurotiomycetes, Onygenales, Ajellomycetaceae. The record is from RefSeq and is a predicted model, not a curated record.